Polyodon spathula (Mississippi paddlefish) is the source of this 1384-nucleotide messenger RNA. Its product is annotated as transport and Golgi organization protein 1 homolog. The record is from RefSeq and is a predicted model, not a curated record. Gene Ontology annotation, biological process: protein secretion; endoplasmic reticulum to Golgi vesicle-mediated transport; vesicle cargo loading. Bases 1 to 1338 code for a protein of 445 amino acids. The transcript is spliced from 10 exons. Lineage: Eukaryota; Metazoa; Chordata; Actinopteri; Acipenseriformes; Polyodontidae. Gene Ontology annotation, cellular component: endoplasmic reticulum exit site; endoplasmic reticulum membrane.
AUGCAACAGAAACUGGACAUCAUGGAUAAGUUGUACCAACAGAAAGAGAAUGCACUCCAGCAAAAACUAACACAGGAAGAGUAUGAGCGUCGUGAAAAGGAGCAGAAACUGUCUGAAGUCGAUAGCAAGGCUGUGCAAGCACGAGAGGAAUUAAAGAUUUACAAGCAAAGAAUUCAAGAAAUCAGGGAGGAAUUACAAAAAACAGACCGCUUUUAUAAAAUUCAGAUUGCAUCUUAUGAAAAGAAAGCACAUGAAAACUGGCUUAAUGCACGAGCUGCUGAAAGGACUUUAGUGGAAGAGAAGAGAGAAACUUCAAACCUAAGACAAAAACUUGUUGAAGUUAAUGAUAAACUCAAAGAAAUCCAAAGAACUUCCCUAAUUAAAUCAACCCCUGGCCGCCCAGAUAGACAGAUCCCACCACCACAUAGAGGCACACUGAACCAUAACAACUGCUACGGCCCACCUCCUGUGAGUGGAGGUGACCCUUCCCACCCACCAAUGAUUGAGGGCCCUGGGCACCCUCCUUCUGCUCCUGUGGGUAGAAGAGAACCCUUCGGUCACAUGGAUGGUCAAUUUGGUCCAAGAAGACCCCCACCUGAAACUUCCACACGAUUUUCUGGCCCUGAACGUGGACUUCCACCUCCAUUCAGAGCAGAUGUUGGAGUAUGUGCCCCACCAUUGAUUUCUAGUGGCCCAAGGACUUCCUCGCCUAGCAUUCCAUUGGAUGACUCGAUGAACUCUAAAGCUGAAGAUGCACCAUCAUUUCCAGGGGCUCCGAUCAUGAAUUCACCAGUGACCGGUCCUGCACAUCCACCACCAUCAAAAGGAUUUGCCCCUCCACCAAUGACCAGACCUCCCAACGGAUAUGGCCCUCUGCCCUUCGCUGGGCAUCCUCUACCUGUCCCAGGCCCUCGCUACAGACCUCCACAUCCAGUUAGAGGACCCUAUGGUCGCAUGCUAUAUGGACCUGCUCCGCCCUGGAGUGGUUGUGGACCACCUCCACCGCACAGAGACUAUUGGCCAGGACCUCCCCCUCCAUUUGGCUUAAGGGAUUUUGCACCUGGAAUGAGAGACUUGCCCUCUGGUUUUCCACCACCACAUGGACCUUGGGACUAUCCCUUUCCACCCAAAAACAUGCUUCCUGGGACUGUUCCUCCACCAGGCAUGAGAGACUAUCCAGGCCCACAAGGUCCACCACCACAGAUGGGUCCCAGAGACUUCAAAGCAGGCCCCCCAGUACCACAACAGAUGAGCCCAAGGGACUAUCCUCCAGGCCCUAGUUUGCCACCACAACAGAUGCAACCCGGAGACUUCUCAAAUUCACAGAAUGGGCCAUAAAUUUCACCUAAUGGUGGUAUUUUAUUCAACUAAGCAGAGCAAAAAA